AUAUAGAAAAAAGGAAAAUAGCGAAUCAAUCAAAUAAUCUUCUUAUACCAAGUCCCUCACAUCUACACCCUCAAAACUCAAACCCCAUUUGCAGUAGGUAAAAAAAUUGUUAGUGAAACUUUUGAAGAUUGAAAAAAAUGGACCAAAAUGUGUUAGAUGAUAUUAUAAGUAGGCUUCUUGAAGUAAAGGGUAAACCAGGGAAGCAAGUAGUGUUAACAGAGGCUGAAAUCAAACAGUUGUGUUUGAUUUCUAAAGAGAUUUUCUUGAAACAGCCUAAUUUAUUGGAACUUGAAGCACCCAUCAAGAUUUGUGGUGACAUUCAUGGUCAAUAUUCUGAUCUUCUGCGGCUUUUUGAGUAUGGUGGAUUGCCUCCUCAAUCAAACUAUUUAUUUUUAGGGGAUUAUGUUGAUCGUGGCAAGCAGAGCCUAGAGACUAUAUGUCUUUUACUUGCAUACAAGAUAAAAUAUCCCGAAAACUUUUUCUUGCUUAGGGGAAACCAUGAAUGUGCUUCCAUAAACCGCAUAUAUGGAUUUUAUGAUGAAUGUAAGAGAAGAUUUAAUGUUAGAUUAUGGAAAAUCUUCACAGAUUGCUUCAAUUGUCUGCCAGUGGCUGCCUUAAUAGAUGAAAAAAUUCUAUGUAUGCAUGGAGGCCUCUCUCCCGAUUUGAACAAUUUAGACCAAAUCAGAAAUCUCCAGCGCCCGACGGAUGUGCCGGAUGCUGGUUUGCUCUGUGAUUUGCUUUGGUCUGAUCCUAGUAAAGAUGUUCAGGGAUGGGGAAUGAACGACCGCGGAGUUUCAUACAUUUUUGGCGCAGAUAAGGUGACGGAAUUUCUUGAGAAGCAGGAUUUGGAUCUUAUCUGCCGUGCUCACCAGGUGGUGGAGGAUGGGUAUGAGUUUUUUGCUAAUCGGCAACUCGUAACCAUAUUUUCUGCACCUAAUUAUUGUGGAGAGUUUGACAAUGCUGGCGCUAUGAUGAGCGUAGAUGAGACGCUAAUGUGUUCCUUUCAAAUACUAAAACCUGCUGAAAAGAAGUCCAAAUUCAACUUUGGAAGUACAACUACUGCUAAACCGGGAUCUCCCACUGGAAUGAAGUCCUUUUUUAAUGCCAAAGUGUGAGAGUCAGCUUCACACGGGGAUUAAGCAAGAACUGUCCGACGCUUAAAGUUACUGUUUACUGCAGUCCUUUCUUAAUGCCAGAGUAUGAGAGCCAACUACUGGAGUUGCCACAGAAGGCAUUAAGAGUGAAUAGGUUAAUUACCCAAACUUGAUGAUCAUUUUAACCAUGGUGGACAUGUAAAAAGUAUGAGAAAAUGAUGGAAAACCAUACUUGUCACUGUUUUUUUGCCUUUAUAUGUUGUUGGGGAUCAACAGAGAGCUCAAAAUUCUUUUUUUUCCCUGUUUCAAUUGUAAGCUAUGCAUCUCUUUAUUUUAUGCAACUAAUCUAUAACGUUUCAGGUCUCUC
Molecule: messenger RNA, 1461 nt
Organism: Nicotiana tabacum (common tobacco)
Lineage: Eukaryota; Viridiplantae; Streptophyta; Magnoliopsida; Solanales; Solanaceae
Product: serine/threonine-protein phosphatase PP1
Cellular component (GO): nucleus; cytoplasm
Molecular function (GO): protein serine/threonine phosphatase activity
Source: RefSeq, a predicted model, not a curated record